Vicia villosa (hairy vetch) is the source of this 911-nucleotide messenger RNA. RefSeq names its product germin-like protein subfamily 1 member 7. The transcript has 2 exons. NCBI's taxonomy places the organism in Eukaryota, Viridiplantae, Streptophyta, Magnoliopsida, Fabales, Fabaceae. Gene Ontology annotation, molecular function: manganese ion binding. Bases 42 to 707 code for a protein of 221 amino acids. The record is from RefSeq and is a predicted model, not a curated record. Gene Ontology annotation, cellular component: cell wall.
UUCUAUAACAAUAAUCUUAAAGAGUAGUAUUAAGUUGCAAAAUGAAGGUUCUUUACUUCCUUGUUAGCAUCUUGGCUUUGGCAUCCUCGGUUUCCUUUGCUUAUGACCCUAGUCCUCUCCAAGAUUUUUGUGUUGCAAUUCAAGAUCCCAAAGAUGGUGUAUUUGUGAAUGGAAAGUUCUGUAAAGACCCUGCACUAGUUAAAGCUGAAGAUUUCUUCAAACAUGUUAAUCCCGGGAAUACCUCGAACGCAUUAGGCUCUCAAGUAACUGCAGUCGCUGUAGAUCAACUAUUCGGACUAAACACACUUGGCAUAUCUUUGGCUCGCAUUGAUUUUGCACCUAAGGGUUUAAAUCCACCUCACACCCACCCUCGAGGUAGUGAGAUCCUUAUAGUUCUCGAAGGCACUCUUUAUGUUGGAUUUGUCACUUCCAAUCAAGAUAAAAAUCGUCUUUUCACCAAAGUGCUCAACAAGGGUGAUGUAUUUGUGUUUCCAAUCGGUCUCAUCCACUUUCAACUAAAUGUAGGAUAUGGCAACGCUGUUGCUAUUGCUGGACUUAGCAGUCAAAAUCCAGGAGUUAUCACUAUUGCAAAUGCGUUGUUUAAAUCUGAUCCCUCUAUUUCUGACGAGGUUCUUACUAAAUCUUUCCAAGUAGAUAAGAGCAUCAUUGAUUAUCUUCAAAAGCAAUCUUGGUACGACAACAACUAGUUUCAGAACAUGAUUAAUCAAUUUACUCUGAAUGGAUAAUUGACUUAUGGUCUUCAAUCACCUCCUGCAAUCAACCUUCUCUACUUAUUAUUAUUGUUGAUAAAUAAAAUGUACUCUUUUAUUUGAAUAUGUAGUUGCUUUGUUUUAAGUUUCAUUUGGUUCAAUAAUAGAUUGUUGUGGUGAUUUCUAUAAGCUAAUACUUUU